This is a messenger RNA of Clavispora lusitaniae ATCC 42720, 729 nucleotides long. RefSeq lists its product as uncharacterized. The record is from RefSeq and is a predicted model, not a curated record. Lineage: Eukaryota; Fungi; Ascomycota; Pichiomycetes; Serinales; Metschnikowiaceae.
AUGUCUGCCGUAUCCACCAGCUCUAGCCUCUCCCAAUUUGAUCUGAAGCAGCAUGGAACAAUUCCGGAUUACGAUGCCGUUCUGAAAGAGUACGUCAUUGAUGCUGGUUUUCCCCUCUCGCAAGGAUGGGACGCUUCGCUGCGCAGAAAGCUGUACGACAACUGCAAUCCAUACCAUUCCACAACGCCGGCAACUUCAAUCAACCUCCACACCUUUGAAAACUCGCCUUUUCCCGCACCUAUGGACCCAUUGUUCUUUGCCCUUCCCAUUGUUCUGCCUACAAACACAUAUGAUCCAGAGAGCUCUAUAUUCGACCACCACGGCUAUAGCCAAGACUAUAGCCAGAGCACUUUGCAUCACGAGCGGUUUCUUGCCACUUGGGAAGGUUACCGGCUUGUCUUGGAGGAGCUCCAGUCUCACCAAGAGCGGAUCAGCCGCUUGAGACGGCGCUUUUUCCUGUCAGACGGCGAUUCCAUGGAUAUUGCCGAAACUCACCGUAUGGAAUGGCUCUUUUACCGCUAUAACCAAGCGUGCAGCUCCAUUUGUUCUGACGGAGACGUGGAAGCAUUCCUGGCCUUUUCCUUUCGCAGCAGCCCGCUGAUGACUCUUCUCAUUACAAAGACAGACGUCCUUUUCAAGCGGAGACAGAUCCGCAUCAAAAGAAAAGCUGUCAAGUUCGGCAAGAAGAUCAAGAGUUUGUUCAGACGAUGCUUAGGACAUCAGAUUUAA